Molecule: messenger RNA, 1029 nt
Organism: Trichomonas vaginalis G3
Lineage: Eukaryota; Parabasalia; Trichomonadida; Trichomonadidae
Exons: 1
Source: RefSeq, a predicted model, not a curated record
AUGGAUAGAAAGUCUGCUAGAAUAAAAGCAGAGUUGCAAAGAUAUGGUUGGAGAGUUUCGAAGAAGUUUAAAUAUAGGAAGGGAAGACCCAUAAAAGUCUAUGACAAAUUGUCUGGUCUUCGCUACGAAAUGGAUUUGGAAACAGCACGUGCCAAUUAUCCAAACAGACUAGAGAGGUUAGAAGAAGAACGUCUUAUGGACAUGCCUUUCGAUGUUAGUGAACCUCAAGUUGAAGGACACGACGGCUUUGCCAGAUUCUACUGGAAACAUGACGAACCAUUGCAUCCUUUGAGAAGGAAAAAAGGAAAAGGUGAAGACACACAUGCUCCCAUGGAAAGAACAAGAUAUGCAUAUGAAAAGUAUCGUGAAGUUAGAAGUCAAAUUACAUCUGGUCGAACCUUUACAGUAAACUUUGACGAAGGAAAGAACAAAGAAGGCUUCAUGGGUGUACUUGCUGCAAUUCAAGACGGAAAUAAGAAAGGACACAAUCUCAGAUUGACCAUAACAGAUUUGGAUGGUCACAUUUACUAUGCACAUGGCAAUGUCACAACAGCCGCACAACUUCUUGACGCUUUCAAGACUACAAAGAGAGAACAAAUGGUUGACUCCGACUCAGACAUUUUGAAUGCAAUUGAAGGAAUUGCAAGUGUCAAGUUCGAAUGGUACCAACCUAACCCUCAAGCAGUCAGACAACAUGCUGGAUACUUCCCCUUCAGAAAUAAGUCUGACAUUGACUUGACAAGGUAUGGAAUUUACAAUUCAAUUGAAACAAUUGUCAAUGAACCUUGUAUUCUUACAUGUCUCAGGAACUCUGGUCUUGUUACAGAUGAGAAAAUGAAGUAUCUUGAGUCAUGUGUGAAGACAAGGUACAUUCUCAGAGGUCAAUUGGCAAAAAUUGCACCGUUGGCAAAUGUCAAUAUCCGAGUCAACAUACCUACAGCUAAAGGUUCUUCACAUGACGACUAUGUUGUUGACAAAGACUUACCAUGGUUGAAGAUUGUAAUUGUCCACAACCACUUCAUGUUGAAC